Molecule: messenger RNA, 4458 nt
Organism: Phoenix dactylifera (date palm)
Lineage: Eukaryota; Viridiplantae; Streptophyta; Magnoliopsida; Arecales; Arecaceae
Biological process (GO): protein phosphorylation
Molecular function (GO): protein binding; ATP binding; protein kinase activity
Source: RefSeq, a predicted model, not a curated record
CAGUGAGAAAGCUUGAGGGAGUAUAAAUAUGAAUGAUGACUUGGAGCCUCCCACACCAGGAGAGGAGCUUUCAGAGCAGCAGUCACCUUCGCCUCCGCUUCCGGCCUUCAUAUGACUCUUGUGUGAGGCUUAAGCAAUCUUCACCUCCUCUGUACGCCUCUUUCACAUGGACAGCUCUCCCUCUCUGCAUCUGUAAUCUUUCUCACUAGGUGAGUGGUCCUCAGAACUCUCUCUCCCUUCUUCAUUCAUAAACAAGAAUAGAUCCCUUCAUUUUUUUUGACCGUCUUUAAACAAACCAAUUGCGAACUCAUUUCACAACCUUGACCGCCACCUUUUGCUCAAGUUAAGAAAAAUCGCAAGUCUUUGCUUCUAUGUCAUGCAUCCACCCACACCUUCAAUACCCUUAAACCCACGUCCGCUCAUCUUUUUGGUUUUGAUUCUUGGUUUAAAUUUUUGGAGAACCACCCCUUCCAUGUCAAACAAGCCCUUAUCCUUGAUGGUGGUUAGAGCUUGAAACUUCCUUUCUCCCUCCUGACAUGCAUUGUUUCCACUCUCCAUAAUGCACUCAAUCAUUCUCAUUAGUUUGCGCAAAAUGGUUUGCCAUGCUGAACUCUAAACGUCACCACCGUCGCCAUUACCAUAAGAAGUAGCGGCAGCAAAUCCACCACCACCAGCACCAGAACAGAAGAGAACAGAACACAAAUGAAGAAAUUUAGAACCAUUUCCAUUUCCACCACCUCAGUCCUCGUCCCAUUCCUCUUCAUGGCCAUGGUCUCGUUCUUGAAGACCACCACUUCCCUCUCCCCGGAUGGCAAGGCCCUCCUCUCCCUCUUAGCGUCCGCCGCCGCCGCCACCUCCUCCUCCUCUGCCCUCCUCCCCUCAUGGGACCCCUCCCACCCCAACCCCUGCUCCUGGCAGGGCGUCACCUGCUCCCCUCAGGGCAGAGUCAUCUCCCUCUCCCUCCCCAACACCUUCCUCAACGUCUCCCACAUCCCUCCAGAGCUCUCCUCCCUCACCUCCCUCCAACUCCUCAACCUCUCCUCCGCCAACAUCUCCGGGCCCAUCCCCCCCUCCCUCGGCGUCCUCUCCUCCCUCCGCCUCCUCGACCUCUCCUCCAACUCCCUCUCCGGUCCCAUCCCCUACCAGCUCGGCUCCCUCUCCUCCCUCCAGUUCCUCCUCCUCAACUCCAACCACCUCUCCGGACCCAUCCCCCCCACCCUCGCCAACCUCUCCUCCCUCCAGGUCCUCUGCCUCCAGGACAACCUCCUCAACGGCUCCAUCCCCUCCCACCUCGGCUCCCUCCUCUCCCUCCAGCAGUUCCGCAUCGGCGGCAACCCCUACCUCACCGGCCGAAUCCCGCCCCAGCUCGGCCUCCUCGCCAACCUCACCACGUUCGGUGCCGCCGCCACCGGCCUCUCUGGGCCGAUCCCGGCGGAGUUCGGAAACUUGGUCAGCCUCCAGACGCUGGCGCUCUAUGACACCGACGUCUCCGGUUCGAUUCCGCCCGAGCUGGGCUCGUGCUCGGAGAUGACCAAUCUCUACCUGCACAUGAACAAGAUCACCGGCUCGAUCCCGCCCGAAUUGGGUAAGCUGCAGAAGCUUACCAGCCUGCUUCUGUGGGGGAAUGCGAUCACGGGGUCGAUCCCCGCUGGGCUUUCCAACUGCUCGGCUCUGGUGGUUCUCGACCUCUCCUCAAAUAAGCUCUCAGGGGAAAUCCCCGGCGCGCUCGGGAGGCUGGGUGUCUUGGAGCAGCUCCACCUUUCCGACAACAUGCUCGCAGGUCCCAUCCCCAUGGAGCUGAGCAACUGCAGCAGCUUAACCGCUCUCCAGCUUGAUAAGAAUGCACUCUCUGGGCCCAUUCCUCGGCAGAUUGGAGACUUGAGGGCCUUGCAGUGUCUCUUCUUGUGGGGCAAUUCCAUAUCCGGAGCCAUUCCUCCAUCUUUCGGGAACUGCACCGAGCUCUACGCCCUCGACCUCUCCAAGAACAGGCUAACCGGGACGAUCCCCGACGAGAUCUUUAGCCUGAAGAAGCUCAGCAAGUUGCUUCUUUUGGGCAACUCCUUGACAGGAGAGCUGCCCAAGAGUGUCGCCGAUUGCCAGUCUUUAGUGAGACUAAGGCUCGGGGAGAACCAGCUAUCCGGCGAGAUCCCAAAGGAGAUCGGCAAGCUUCAAAAUCUCGUCUUUUUGGAUCUUUACACCAACCAUUUCCAUGGGAAGCUGCCUGCCGAGCUUGCCAAUAUCAUGGUUUUGGAGCUACUGGACGUGCACAACAAUCAUAUCACAGGAGAAAUUCCACCUCAGUUGGGGGAACUGAUGAACUUGGAGCAGCUCGAUCUCAGUCACAACAGCUUCACCGGGGAGAUCCCUUCGAGUUUUGGCAAUUUCAGUUACUUGAACAAGCUCAUCCUGAACAACAAUAUGCUCGCUGGGUCACUGCCGAAAUCCAUAAGGAACUUGCAGAAGCUGACCUUGCUCGAUCUAAGUGCUAAUAGCCUCUCCGGUCCGAUUCCUCCUGAGAUUGGCUCCUUGACAAGCUUGACGAUUGAUUUGGACUUGAGCUCCAACCGUUUUGUUGGAGAGAUCCCACAGGAGAUGUCCAGUUUGACUCAGUUGCAGUCGCUGGAUCUUUCGAGCAAUAUGCUCCAUGGAGGGAUUGCAGUCUUGGGCAUGCUCGCUAGUCUCACUUAUCUCAACAUCUCAUACAACAACUUCUCAGGUCCGAUUCCAGUGACUCCAUUCUUUCGUACUCUAUCGGCAAAUUCCCACCUUGAGAACCCAGAUCUCUGCGAGUCUUUCGAUGGAUACACCUGUUCUUCAGACCUUGUACGGAGAACCGCUAUAAAAUCCAUAAAGACGGUAGCUCUUGUUUGUGCUAUCUUGGGCUCUGUCGCUGUGCUGUUCGUCGCGACCUGGAUUCUGGUUAAUAGGAAUAGAAAGCUAGCAGCGGAGAAAACAAUGGCCUCAGCAUCCUGCGGAGCCGAUGAUUUCUCAUAUCCAUGGUCCUUCAUCCCAUUUCAGAAGUUGAACUUCUCCAUUGACAGCAUAUUGGAGUGCAUCAAGGAUGAGAAUAUCAUUGGGAAAGGGUGCUCCGGGGUCGUGUACAAAGCUGAGAUGCCGAAUGGGGAACUCAUCGCUGUGAAGAAGCUCUGGAAAUCGAGGAAGGAAGAGGAGCUAGUGGAUGCAUUUGCCUCGGAGAUUCAGAUUCUCGGGCAUAUAAGGCAUCGAAACAUUGUGAAGCUGAUUGGUUAUUGUUCAAAUAGGUGUGUCAAGCUCCUCCUCUAUAAUUACAUCUCCAAUGGCAAUUUACAGCAGCUUUUGAAAGAGAACAGAAACUUGGAUUGGGAGACAAGGUACAAGAUUGCGGUUGGGUCGGCGCAGGGUUUGGCCUAUCUCCACCAUGACUGUGUUCCAGCCAUUCUUCACAGGGAUGUCAAGUGCAACAACAUACUAUUGGAUUCAAAAUAUGAAGCUUAUUUGGCUGACUUUGGAUUGGCAAAGCUGAUGAACUCCCCCAAUUUCCAUCACGCAAUGUCCAGGGUAGCAGGUUCUUACGGCUACAUAGCACCAGAGUAUGGGUACACUACAAAUAUAACAGAGAAGAGCGACGUCUACAGCUAUGGCGUGGUCCUCCUAGAGAUCUUGAGUGGGCGCAGCGCCAUUGAACCGAUGGUCGGUGACGGCCUCCACAUUGUGGAGUGGGUAAAGAAGAAGAUGGGAAGCUUUGAACCUGCCAUCAAUAUCUUGGAUUCAAAGCUGCGAGGCAUGCCUGAUCAGAUAGUUCAGGAGAUGCUCCAGACGCUGGGGAUCGCCAUGUUCUGCGUCAACUCGUCGCCAUCGGAGCGGCCGACCAUGAAGGAGGUAGUGGCAUUACUGAUGGAAGUGAAGAGCCCACCAGAAGAAUGGGGAAAGACUUCACAGCAGCCGCUCAUAAAGCCCGUGAACCAUGGUUGUUGAUGGAUGGCUUAUCCUUAUUUAUUUCUCUAUCUCUUGGUUGAUCCUUUUCCAAGGGAUAUCUCAUGUGCUUCGUCUUUGGUCCCUGAAAAAUGGUAGAUUUUAUGAAGUUGGGAGUGGGAGGAAUGGGAGGUUUGGGUGUGUGUUCGAUGUUGUGUUGGGAUUGUCGUACAGUUUCUUAGGAUGAUUGCAGUCACUUCAUGGAAUUCAUACAGCAUUUUUCUCUUGUUAAGUAACCAUGACUUCGUUUUAAAGGAGGCGGCUUGAAGAGCUCGUGGACACUGAUAAGGGAGGAUUCAUAGGAUCGCAGCUGGGAGUAUCAGUCACCUUAUGGAAUGAGAGCUGUAAGUUGUGAACCGAUAAAAACUAUGGAAGAUCAUGCUUUGCUUUUGCUUGUGAUUAAAUAUGCUUAAUCAUCAAUCCAUUGUGUUUAAGGGCGCGUUUGGUUCAUGAUCCGAAUCGGAAUCAAAAUUGGAAUAAAAAUUGGGAUAUGGCUAUAUUCUCUGA